This is a messenger RNA of Aspergillus chevalieri, 3843 nucleotides long. Its product is annotated as putative ABC multidrug transporter. Gene Ontology annotation, molecular function: ATP hydrolysis activity; ABC-type transporter activity; ATP binding. The transcript has 2 exons. Bases 1 to 3843 code for a protein of 1280 amino acids. The record is from RefSeq and is a predicted model, not a curated record. Gene Ontology annotation, cellular component: membrane. Gene Ontology annotation, biological process: transmembrane transport. Lineage: Eukaryota; Fungi; Ascomycota; Eurotiomycetes; Eurotiales; Aspergillaceae.
AUGGCAAUAUCCCUCUCCCAACACGAGAAGGACAUCCUCACCCGCCAACUCGCCAACCCCCCUGCCCAGAAAAUUGGUUUCUUUUCGCUAUACCGCUAUGCGUCGAAGUACGAUCUUGUUGUGCUGGCUGUCGCCAGUCUCGCCGCCAUCGUCGGUGGUGCUGCACUUCCUGUUUUCACCGUGCUGUUCGGACAGUUGACCUCGAGUUUUCGAAAAAUCGCAACUAACGCAAUCACCUUUGAGGACUUUAACAAGGAGCUCACGGAUAAUGUGAUUUAUUUCAUCUUCCUCGGAGCCGGCGAGCUCGCAACAAUUUCCAUAGCCACGAUCGGAUUUAUCUAUACCGGCGACCAUGUUGUCCAGAAGAUCCGAAUCGAGUACCUCCGUGCCAUUUUACGACAAAAUAUCGCUUUCUUCGACUCGAUGGGCUCUGGGGAGAUUACCACACGGAUUACGGCCGAUACGAAUCUGAUCCAAGAUGGUAUUUCGGAAAAGGUUGCGCUGGCAUUGACCGGGUUGUCUACGUUCGUGACCGCAUUCAUCAUCGCUUAUAUCAAAUAUUGGAAGCUGGCGCUCGUCUGCACGGCUACAUUACUAGCCCUGCUGGCAAUCAUGGGCGCAGGCUCAACCGGUAUGCUUAUCUUUACGAAACGUGCCCUCGAAAGCUCUGGUCGCAGCGGUAGUUUGGCUGAGGAGAUUCUCGACGCCAUGCGGACGGUCGUCGCGUUCGAUGCCCAGGAGACACUGGCAAAGAAAUACGAGACUUUGCUCAAGGAAGCGGAAGGUCCAGGAAAAAUGGCACAGGUUGCUUUCGCGUUUAUGGUCGGCGGUCUGUUCUGUGUUAUGUAUCUCAACUACGGUCUAGGAUUCUGGAUGGGAUCGCGCUUUCUGGUGGAUGAUGAUGAUGGUGUUCAGGUUGGCGAGAUUCUCACCAUUCUCAUGGCUAUCAUCCUCGGUUCCUAUAAUCUGGGCAACGUCGCACCUAACGGUCAGGCGCUGGGUAAUGCCGUCGCAGCUGCUUCAAAGCUCUACAGCACCAUCGAUCGUGUGUCACCUAUCGAUCCCUCCUCUGAUGAAGGCGAAAGACCCGAAAAGGUCCAGGGGAAUUUUUUCCUGCAUCGCGUCAGCCAUGUAUAUCCCUCCCGUCCUGAAGUCCUAGUCACGGACGACAUGACCCUUUCCAUUCCCGCCGGACAAACAACAGCCUUCGUCGGACCCUCUGGAUCUGGGAAGAGCACCAUCAUCGGAUUGCUCGAACGGUUCUAUAGUCCCAUUUCCGGAAAGGUCUUCUUCGACGGCCGCGAUAUCCAGACACUGAAUCUCCGCUGGCUGAGACAGCAAAUUUCCUUGGUUGGCCAGGAACCGCGCCUCUUCGCUACAACCAUCUACGAGAAUAUCCGUUUCGGGCUACUAGGCUCGCAAUUCGAGAACGAAUCUGAGGAAGACAUUCGACACCGUAUUGAGGAUGCCGCUCGUAUGGCAUACGCGCAUGAAUUCAUAAUGAACCUACCGGAACAAUAUGAGACCAACCUGGGUUCUGGUGGUUGUUCGCUGUCUGGUGGACAGAAGCAGCGUAUUGCCAUUGCCCGCGCGGUGGUCAAGGAUCCGCAGAUUCUGCUCUUGGACGAGGCUACAUCUGCGCUUGACACCAAAUCAGAAGGUAUCGUGCAGGCGGCGCUGGAUCGAGCAGCUGAGGGGCGGACGACAAUUGUCAUCGCGCAUCGACUGUCCACUGUGAAGAACGCGCAUAAUAUCGUCGUCCUUGUGAACGGGCACAUUGUCGAACAGGGCUCGCAUAAGGAACUUGUCGAUUCACAAGGUGUCUAUCUCGAUUUAGUCCAAGCCCAACGGAUAGAAGAGAUCCGACAGUCGAUGCAUCUCGAGAAGAUGACCUUUUUCCUCGACGCAGACUCGGUCAAAGACUGUCCAUCUGAAACCGAUUGCUCUUCUUACCAUUCGAGUCUUGAUGAGAAAAAGCCGCGAGUGCGACAUUCAAUGCUGCCCGAUCUCGAGCCUGAGCCCGAGCCAACACCACCAUCGACCCCGGAGCCAAAAGAACGACACUACUACUCUCUUCCUGAAUUGAUCAAGUUUAUAGCCAACUUCAAUCGCCCCGAGUGGCCUAUAAUGAGUCUUGGUCUCCUCGCAUCGAUCGCAGCUGGAGGUAUCCAGCCUUCGCAAGCCGUAUUGUUCGCCAAAGCAGUCACCACGCUGACCCUGCCGUCAACGGAGUAUGGCAAGCUGCGCCACGACGCCAAUUUCUGGUCCCUUAUGUUCUUGGCUGUUGGUAUUGCCACCUUCCUCUUGUACAGUAUUCAGGGGACAUCCUUUGCGUAUUCUUCAGAGAAGAUGAUUUAUCGCGCACGCACAGCUGCAUUCCGUGCUCUGCUUAGACAGGACAUUGCCUUCUUCGACCGUGAGGAAAAUUCUACCGGCGCGCUGACCACGUCGCUAUCAGCUGAGAUCAAGCACCUCACUGGUAUCAGCGGCGUUACACUUGGUACAUUGUUAAUCGUUACCGUGAACCUCAUCGCCUCCCUAACCGUGGCGCUAAUUAUGGGCUGGAAACUAGCCCUCGUCUGCAUCUCCGCCGUGCCUGUCCUUCUUGCCUGCGGAUUCCUCCGAAUAUGGCUGCUCGACAAACUGCAAACACGCGCCAGACAGGCAUACCAAGCCUCUGCCAGUUCAGCCUGCGAGGCUGCUUCCGCUAUCCGCACUGUGGCCUCGUUGACCAUGGAAACAGAGGUGCUGUCCUCCUACCGCAAGCAAUUGCAAGCUCAGCUCCGCGCAGAUAUCAUCCCGAUUAUCAAAUCGUCAGUGUUGUACGGAGCAUCCCAAGCAUUGCCAUUCUUCUGCAUGGCGCUGGGAUUCUGGUAUGGUGGACGACUAUUGGGACAUCAUGAGUACUCACUAUUCACGUUUUACGUCUGUUUCAGCGAGGUAAUUUUUGGCUCCCAAGCGGCGGGAACUGUAUUCUCGCAUGCACCGGAUAUGGGCAAGGCGAAGAACGCCGCGACUGAGUUCAAGCGUCUCUUCGACUCGAGACCGGUCACUAUGAAGCAGAAGGAGAAGAAACGCGAUCAGCCGGUUACGUCCAUGAAGGGUGCCAUUGAAUUCUGCAAUGUCUCCUUCACUUAUCCUACCCGUCCUGACCAGCCUAUUCUGCGAAAUCUGAAUUUGACAGUUAAGCCGGGGCAAUAUGUCGCUUUGGUCGGAGCCAGUGGUAGUGGAAAGAGCACGACUAUCGCCAUGCUUGAACGAUUUUAUGAUGCGGUCUCCGGACAGGUCUGUGUUGAUGGCCGGGACAUCACUCGUCUGGACCUUGGAUCAUACCGAAGUUUCCUAGCGCUGGUCAGCCAGGAGCCAGCAUUGUUCCAAGGCACGAUCAAGGAGAAUAUCCUCUUGGGCCGAUGCGGUGAUGAAUAUGUGUCAGAUGAGAUGGUAAUCCAAGCGUGCAAGGACGCGAAUAUCUACGACUUUAUCAUCUCGCUUCCGCAAUCUUUCGACACCCCCGUCGGAAACAAAGGCAUGAUGCUCUCCGGUGGCCAAAAGCAACGUAUCGCCAUCGCCCGUGCCCUCAUCCGCGACCCUAAAAUCCUCCUCCUCGACGAAGCCACCUCAGCCCUCGAUUCCGAGUCCGAGAAAGUCGUGCAGGCGGCGCUGGACGCUGCUGCUCGCGGACGGACGACAAUUGCCGUUGCGCAUCGGUUGAGUAGCAUUCAGCGCGCGGAUGUGAUAUAUGUUCUUGAACAAGGCGAGAUUGUUGAGUCAGGAACGCAUAAAGAGUUGAUGAGGAGGGGAGGCAGGUAUUGCGAGUUGGUCAAUUUGCAGAGUUUGGGAUGA